Molecule: messenger RNA, 1596 nt
Organism: Penicillium daleae
Lineage: Eukaryota; Fungi; Ascomycota; Eurotiomycetes; Eurotiales; Aspergillaceae
Product: arylsulfotransferase family protein
Exons: 3
Coding region: 1-1596 (531 amino acids)
Source: RefSeq, a predicted model, not a curated record
AUGAAGGUCCUCAAGGCCGCCAUCGGUGCCGCAAUGCUACUCCCCUUAGCAGCGGCAGAUUGGCAAUUCAAGUCUCGAACAGACCUUGCCCCGCCACGGCUGAACAUCACUAUCGCAGCAACUGCGGAUGUCGAAAAGGGCUACCUCUUCGUGGCCCCCUUCGCGGGUCAAUGGGCUGAACCUCAAUUCCAUGGCCCGCGUCAGGAAGGCCCGUACAUUUUCCGUGAUGACGGCGAACUAGUCUGGUCUGGAUAUAGCUACUACUCCAUCUGGGCGGCUAACUUCCAAGCUGCCCGGUGGAAAGGCCAGGAUGUGCUGUUCAGCUUUGAAGGUGACCAUAAUCCGGCCUAUGGACAUGGCCAUGGCCAUGCGACUAUUCUGAAUCAGCAUUAUGAGACUGUUCGCGAACUGCGUGCUGGUAAUCAUAAGCUUAUGGAUAAGCAUGAGUUUCAUGUUAUCGAUGAGAAGACGGCUCUGAUUCAGGUUUAUCAGCCUGUCCCCAUCGACCUGACUCAGUGGGGUGGCAGCUCGGAGCAACAGUGGAUUGUGGAUGCCAUCUUCCAGGAAUUGGAUAUUGCUACUGGUGAACUGCUCUUCGAGUGGUCGAGUCUUGAGCAUGUCAGUCCGGACGAGGCCGUCCUCCCUCUACACCCUGGCCAGGCAGGCGCAGGCUACAACUCUUCUGAUGCGUGGGACUACUUCCACAUCAACUCAGUCGACAAAGAUGCCGAUGGCAACUACCUGGUCUCUGCCCGCGAUGCCUGUGCCGUUCACAAGAUCAACGGGACCACCGGCGAGAUCAUCUGGCGCCUAGGUGGUCUACGGUCAGACUUUGACCUGGGCCCCAACGUCCGUUUCUGCUUCCAGCACCACGCGCGGUUCCUCUCUCAAGACGGCGAUGAGGAGAUCAUCUCACUCUUCGACAACUCCGCCCAUGGGACAGAGAACCACCGCGGCCACGAAGUCCACACACACCCGUUCUCGCAGGGUAAGAUCAUCUCAGUCAACACGGCUACCUGGACUGCACGGACCGUUCAGGCGUUCCAGCCACCCGACGGACUCUUGGCCAAGUCGCAAGGUAGCACCCAAAUCUUGCCCAACGGCAAUGCGCUCGUCAAUUGGGGCUCUGAAGGUGCGAUGACCGAAUUCCGACCGGACGGUACCCCCGUAUUCCACGCCUACAUGGACUCGGGGCUCCUUGGCGAAGGCGUCCAGAACUAUCGUGCCUUCCGGUACAACUGGACCGGUCUCCCGACCGAAGAGCCCGCGAUCGUCGCGCAAAAGACAUCUUCGGGUACAACCGUGUAUGUCUCGUGGAACGGGGACACUGAGACAACCGUGUGGCGAUUCUACGCUGUCACCGAUCGGUAUGGAUCACGAUCCUACUUGGGUGAGGCACCACGUCGGGGCUUCGAGACCGAGUUUGUCUUUCGUGGGCAUGAGUAUGCACAAGUCUCCGCGGAAGCUGUCUCAGAUACCGGUCGCAUUUUGAGAAGUACCAAGGCUGUGUCUCUCCAGGAGGAAGUGUCGCCUCUCAUUGGGGGUGAUUAUGGCGGUCGCUUGGCUGCGUCGCGACAGGUUGUGCUGCACGCCUGA